AUGGUCCGAAGUAAACCCAGUCCAGUGAAUGGCAACAAGCACGACAGUUCUCUCCAACAAUACAAUGAUACUGAUGGCCAUUUCUCCCUAGUCAGAAACUUCCGUCUAGCUGAUCUUGUUACCAUUAUGAACGGUGUCUGCGGCUCUUUCUCAAUAUUUUCAUCUGCGCAGUAUUUAUUGACGAACGAUGAUGAUUACUUGUUGUGGGCACUUGCUCUCCCACUGGCCGGAUUGAUGUUUGACUUCAUGGACGGUAAAGUUGCGAGGUGGAGAAAAUCAUCCAGUAUGCUGGGCCAAGAACUCGACAGUCUUGCAGAUCUGGUAUCAUUUGGUGUUGCACCAGCUGUGGUUGCUUUUGCUGUGGGCCUUCGGACAUACCUUGACACCGUAUGUUUGACUGGUUUCAUAUGUUGUGGUCUUGCUCGUCUCGCCCGCUUUAACGCGACUGUUGCGAUCAUACCUAAGGAUGCAGCAGGCAAGUCCAGGUACUUUGAGGGCCUUCCAAUCCCUUCGUCUCUCGGACUCGUCGCGAUUUUGUCAUACUGGGUUCGACGAGGUUGGGUUGAGGGCAAACAGGGGAUACCAGGAGGUCUCAUUACGUUGUGGGGAACACCAGGUGGCCGUGGGGAUAUCCAUCCUGUCAGUGUUAUUUUCGGUUUAUGGGCAGCCGCGAUGGUCAGCAAAACCCUUCGAGUCCCAAAGUUGUAA
Suillus subaureus is the source of this 708-nucleotide messenger RNA. RefSeq lists its product as uncharacterized. Gene Ontology annotation, cellular component: membrane. Gene Ontology annotation, molecular function: phosphotransferase activity, for other substituted phosphate groups. The coding region runs from base 1 to 708 and encodes 235 amino acids. Lineage: Eukaryota; Fungi; Basidiomycota; Agaricomycetes; Boletales; Suillaceae. The record is from RefSeq and is a predicted model, not a curated record. The transcript has 3 exons. Gene Ontology annotation, biological process: phospholipid biosynthetic process.